Molecule: messenger RNA, 2411 nt
Organism: Penicillium psychrosexuale
Lineage: Eukaryota; Fungi; Ascomycota; Eurotiomycetes; Eurotiales; Aspergillaceae
Exons: 5
Coding region: 30-2411 (793 amino acids)
Source: RefSeq, a predicted model, not a curated record
ACCUGAAGACCAUCGCCCAACUCAAAAGUAUGGUUGCAACACGAUCAACGACUGCGGGCACUCGUCCAAAGGCUCAGCCUCUACUGGCUAAGCCUUCCAAGGCCGCAAAAGCUGCCAAAACCGCCAAAGUCGCCAAGAUGAAGGCUGAAAAGGAGGCCGAGAGGGCUGCAGCGAAGGCUGUAAAUGACGCGAAGAAAGCUGCAGUGAAGGCUGAGAAGGAUGCAAAGAAGGCUGCAGCGAAAGUCUCAAAGGUUGCCAAUACCAAGAAUGGCACAAAGGGCGCAAAGCGUACAACUGCUGCGAAGACCAAGGCCAUCAAAGCCACGAAAACCGCCAAGAAGGCGAAGGCUACAAAGAGCAGUGUUAGCGCAGCUACCGUGAAGGCUUCAACAAAACAAUAUGACGAGGACGAGGACGAAGACAGCGAAGACAACGAAGAAAGUGAAGAAAACAACUAUGAACCACAGGCCAAAAGACGCAAGGUUAAGACUCUGGCUCCUAAUGUGGAAAUCGGUCGGCCCACAUUCAAACGCCCAGCUUCAAAAAUUGGAAAAUGGGCGUACAUGGAGAAACUUCAUGUCCCAGAAGGUGUGGAGGACGAAUUUCACGGACCUCUGCCACCCAUCUAUAUUGGAGGCGCUGCACCACAGCCUCGUUGGGUGAUCAUUCAAAACGAAAACAGCGAAAACAUAAAAGUCCCUUCUAAACGACAUGCCUCAAAAGCCAGCUCCGGGAGGACUGGUGGUACGAGGGACUUCGGAGAAUUGCAGUGGACCUUUGAAGAAGGUGACUUCAAGAACUGGACCGGGCUAGAAUACCCAGCUCUUUACGAACUUGCGUACCUGUGCCUCGAAUAUACUCUCACCCAUACAAAGCUCCGAGAGCAGAUCUAUGAUUCCCUAGCCCAGGGCCCUUUGCUCAAGGCUGUGGCCAUUGACCCAGCUCUGCCGCCAAUGCCCAUCACAAGGCACUUUGCGACAGGAACCUCCGAGCAAUCCAGUCGAAAGUCAAGUAAUGCGGCCUUUUACUUCCCUAAUUAUGAUCGUCCAAGCAUGGCAGUCCGACCGCGUGACGAUCACAUGGCGCGGCCGUAUCCGCAUGCCGUGGCGUCCAAUAUCUACAAUCGACCAAGAUCGGAAGAAUGGCCGACUGCCUCGCGCUCUGCCAGUCCGGACCUGGAAAGCGAACGGGGUGGCAAACAGGGCAGCGAAGAAAGUCACACAGCCGAGCCCAGGAAGUCGCAAGAUCCAGAGGGUACUUAUUCGGAACCGGCAGCCCCUGCGCCUUUUCGAAACGAUGAAAAGGUUUCACGUGACUCUUUGGAAGGUGUGCGAGUGUCAACUACACUGUGGGGCACCAUACAUAGAAGCAGUCAUACCCAAGACGAUUGGUUGUCGCAUACAAUCUCGGAAGACGGUUCAAUCUUUGGCGACGGCGAUGACGUUCAGACUGAGCCUCACUCAGCUCGAGACUCUCGAGAGCAAUCACCUGAUAGUCCCUUGUCUGGCUCCGGCUCUAACAGCGAGGUCAGCGCUUCUUCCAAGACCAGUGAGCCUAGCAAGGUCAACAUCGCUGACGAUAAUAGCGCCCAAUCGACGAAUAACAUGUCCCCGGUAUCCCACGAUGGGCUAUUCAGCCCUGGACAGAUUGAGCGGUAUUAUAGGAAGAAGCAAAAAAAUUUUGAGAGGCUAGGCGGAGUUGGACAUCGCGAAGCGUCAAAGCGAAAGCGCCGAGCACAGCUCUCACUGGAAGACGCACAGAAAGAGGCGAGAAAAAGAGAACUUGAAAUAAUAGGGGCUCCAAAAUCAAGUAAACGAAUACGGAUGGAGCCUUCAUCAAUACCAUCACCAUCCGCGAUUCGAAGGAAAACAGCGGCUGAGAUCACGGUGGAUAAAGUCAUGUCAUUUGCUCGAGCAGGACAAGACAAACGGGACGAAAUUCGAGCAGCUGCAGCAGAGAAAAUAUCAGACAGGCCGCCGGUGGCACUGAAGAAAACCAUAGGAAACCAGGCGGGUGCAAGACCGCAGGCGGGCGCACCUAGUCCUGAGAUUCCGCCUAAUCUGCAAGAUAGGUUCCUAGAACAGACAAGGAUAUACCUCAAUGACCCAAUACGGAGGGCAAGGCAUUUCCCUGACCCUAUUACUGUUCGCCGAGCCAGGGUGUGGGCAGGGGAGGAAUUGGUGGGCCAUGAGAUCAAACCCACAGUCGACACUACGCUACCCCCUUGGGCUGAAAGGCACCGGCCUUUCAGUCAAUGGCAGGAUCCAAUUGGGGUAAUUCCUACGCCUGCGGCGCGCACAAAGCCCUUGAGAUCAAAAAGACGGAGCAAAGGGCGAGGUAAAAGGAGGCUAAGACCAGCAUCUGCAGAAGAGCAGUCAGUCAUUUCAGCCCGGUGGUCUUCCUUUAGAUAA